Molecule: messenger RNA, 2107 nt
Organism: Rhagoletis zephyria (snowberry fruit fly)
Lineage: Eukaryota; Metazoa; Arthropoda; Insecta; Diptera; Tephritidae
Source: RefSeq, a predicted model, not a curated record
AUGGCUUCAAAAAAUAAAGAUUUCAAACUCAACUACAAAGAGGAGAAAACGUUUGAACAGCUGUUUACUGGUCAGCGAAUUGCAGUGGACCCGACGGGCCGUGUCAUCGUGUCACCCUGCUCAAACUCCAUCAAAUUCACCGAAAUUGAAAGUGCAAAGCAGAUUUACGACCUCAAAGUAAAUGAAUCCGAUUCAAAAGACGAAGAGGAGUACAUCAUCACAUUUGAAUAUUCACAAAACCGACUCAUAGUAGCCUACAACAGUGGCCUUCUGCGUCACUGGUCAAUAGACAUUGGCGAGGAGACGGAUGAAAAUGCUGAAACACACCUGCGUGUGGAUUGUGUUUUGCAGCGCACCUGGAAAUCGCUGCAUGCCGGUCCCAUUUCUUCCAUUAAAUUAGACAGCUCCGGCACACUGGUUGCUACCGGCGGAUCAGACAGUUCCGUGAAGAUAUGGGACAUUGUCAACAAUUACUGCACUCAUAACUUGAAAGAGGCGAAAGGCGUCGUCAGUACGCUCUUCUUUGCAACCAACUUUACCAGCGAAACAUAUCACCUGUUUGCCUCGGGUGACGACUAUGUGAUCCACGUGUGGAAUUUAAUCAGCAGCAAGCACGUCAAUGUGCUUCAUGGACACAACGGCAAAAUCACCGACAUUGUCUACUCUGACGACGACAACAAACUGAUCUCCUCUAGCCGCGACAAGCUGGUCAUUGUUUGGAAUGGCAGCACCUUCGAGAAGGAGCGCAUCAUUGCCAUCUACGAGUCGGUGGAGAGCAUUGACCUGGUGCCACGGUCUCAGUUGACUGUGCUGGGAAAGAAAAUUGCCAAAUCUGCACCAAACUCUGUUUUGGUUACUGCCGGCGAGAGUGGCGUUCUCAAACUAUGGGACUACCAAAGUGGAAAUCAACUGUACAAGCAGGAAAAGUCGUUGUUGCAGGUAAAAGUCAGCCGCGACACAGAUGAGGAGGAGAGCAGCGAAUCGGAUCAGUACACUUUGAUCAGUCAAAUCAUCUACAAUGCGCCCCUGGACCAGUUGAUUGCCGUCUCAUUCGAUAAGGACAUCAUCUUCCACAAUGCGGCCGACCUUUCUCCUCUGCGCCAGCUGGUGGGUCACAUCGACGAAGUCCUCGACGUGAAGCUGAUUGGAGAACAGCAGACGCACAUUGCUGUGGCAACUAAUAGCCCAAAGAUCAAAGUAUUUGAGUUGUCCACCUCAAACUGCUCCAUUCUUCUUGGCCACAGUGACAUUGUCCUCAACCUGGCGGUUUUCGCACAAAAUCCCUACCUGAUGGCCAGUUCAUCCAAAGACAACUCUGUUCGUGUGUGGCAGUUCAGCACCGACUGUACUUCAGCAGUGUGCCUGUACCAGGGAAGUGGGCACACCCACUCUGUUACAUCACUGUGCACUUCCAUGCCCGGGACAGCUGCUGACAAAUCAGACUUGUUCUUCCUCAGUGGCAGCGAGGACACCACGUUGAAGUUCUGGAAGCUGCCUGAAGACUUGCAGUCGUUUGAGGAGAAUCAGUUGGCGGACAACAACAGCAGCCAGCCGAUUGUGGCCAAGUUCACACAAAGCUGCCAUGAGAAGGCGAUCAAUUCGAUUGACGUCUCGCCGAAUAACCAACUGGUUGCGACUGGGUCGCAGGACAAGACGGCCAAGCUGUGGCUGCUGCCCAAUCUGAAGCUAGUCGGCGUGGUGAGAGGCCACAAAAAGGGAAUCUGGCACGUUCAGUUUUCACCUGUAGAUCAGGUGUUGGCCACUUGUUCGGCAGACUCCACCAUCAAGGUGUGGUCCAUCACCAAUUUCACCUGUCUGAAGACAUUUCAGGGCCACUUGUCGUCAGUUCUCAAGCUCUUCUUCAUCGACAAUGGAAUGCAGUUCAUUACCAGUGCCUCAGAUGGUAAUCUCAAAAUUUGGAACCUCAAAUCAAACGAGUGCGUCUCCACGUUUGAUGCACACGACGGCAAAGUGUGGGCUCUAACAGUAUCCAAAGACGAGGAAAUGCUAGUUACUGGAAGUGACGACUCAAAGAUUGUCGUCUGGAAGAACAUCACCACCGAGGUUCGGGAGAAGGAGGCAAUCAAGAGUGAAGAGGCAAUUCAAA